AAAAAUUAAAAAAAAAAAAUAGAUCCUUAAAAAAAAAAAAACAUAACAGUAGUUUGGGGCUUCUCACGGGCUUAGUUUGGUCUCCUCCUUAUCUCACCAUUCAAACGCCGGAACUGGGCAACGCCGCCGUCGAUGCCAUUAAUUAACAACUUCUUAUUUCUUCCACCAGAUGGAUUAUAGGUCGUAUGAUGAGUCUGAUAUUAACAUCAAUGACUUUGUUGAGAAACCAUAUAAGCUAUUGAGAGCAGGAAAGUACAAAAUAAAGUUUGGGAAUGGUACUUUUAAGUGCCCCUUUUGUGCUGGGAAUAAGAAGAAGCCAUUCAACAAGUUUAAAGAUCUUCUACAGCAUGCCUCUGGAGUUGCCAAAAUUUCAUCUAAUAGAGGUACAAUAGAAAGGGCAAACCAUCUUUCCUUAGCAUAUUAUUUGCAGGAUGAACUAACAGAUGAAGAAGAUCUUAUCGAACAAGUUGGUAUUUCAAUGUCAGUUCAAGAACACGAAAAAGAAGCUGAACUGUAUGCGUGGCCUUGGACUGGCAUUAUUGUUAACAUUGUUUCUCAGGGUAAGGGUGAAUUAACCCUCCUUGAUUCUGAUUAUUGGUUGGCAAAGUUUGCCAUAUAUAGACCAUUUAAAGCUCAAAUUUUUUGGAAUGGGAAGAACCCUACUGCAGAGGUUAUUAUAGAGUUCAACAAUGACUGGAUUGGUUUUAAUUACGUGAAUGAAUUCGAGAGAAAGUUUGAGAAAGAUGGUUUCAGUAAACGACAUUGGAUAAAUGCUUUGGAGAUGCAUCGUGGCUCGAAUAUCUAUGGCUGGUGUGCUCGUGCGGAUGAUUAUAACUCUGAAGGGCCGAUAGGGGAGUAUCUUCGCAAGAAUGGAGAGCUGAGAACUGUGUCUGACAUUGUUAAUGAAGCAACUGUAAAGAAAAUGAAUGGUCUAGGUGUGGCACAACAAAGUAAAGAAAAUGAUUUGUUAACUGAGGAACUGGUUGAACUACAAUACAAGUACAAUGAAGCAACCUUGUCUUUAAGUAGGGGAAUUGAUGAGAUGAAGAAGGCUGAGCAAGAUUUUUUAAAAGAAAAAAAGAGGUUGCAGGAUUUUGCACGUCUUCAAUGCCAAAGAGUUUUGGAUGAAAAAGAUAAAAUGAGUAAUGAGUUGGAUAGAAUGAAAAAGAAACUUGAUUGUUGGAGCAAAGAAAUAAACAAGCGCGAAGCAUUAAUUGAACAUGAAAGGAAAAAACAUGAAGAGGAGAAAAAGAAGAAUAACCUGAAAAACAAAUCACUUGACUUGACUCCAAUGAAGCCUAAAAAGAUUGAUGAGCAUGUCUAUAGGCUGGUUGAAGAGCUAAAGAGAGAUGAAGAGAAUGCAUUGAAUAAAAUACAUCAGCUAGAAAAGGAGCUGGUUGCUAAGCAGAGGCUGGAGAUAGAAAUUAAAGAGUUGAGAGGAAAGUUAGAGGUGAUGAAGCAUCUAAAAGAUGAAGACGAUGAAUCGAUUCAGAAGAAGAUGAAAGAAAUGAACGAUGAAUUACAUGAAAACGUGGAUGAUUUGGAUGGUUUGAAAAUUUUAAAUCAAACUCUUUUGACUAGAGAGCGUCAGACCAGUAACGAGUUACAAGACGCUCGGGAAGCAUUAAUUGAGGGAUUGCCUGAUUUGUUGAUUAGUCCAAGUAACAUUGAGAUAAAAAGAAUGGGAGAUCUUGACAUUAAGCCCUUCCUUGACGUUUCCAAGCAACGAUUUCCAUUCGAUGAAGCUCAAGUGCAGGCUGCCACCCUUUGCUCCUUGUGGCAAGAAAACUUGAACAAUCCAAGUUGGCAUCCAUUCAAGGUGGUGACUAGUAAUGGGAAUACCGAGGAAAUUAUAGACGAGGAAGAUGAGAGCCUAAGAAAUCUAAGGAAGGAAUGGGGAGAAACGAUAUAUGGGACCGUAGUUACCGGGUUGAAAGAAAUUAAGGAGUAUAAUCCAAAUGGAAGAUAUAUUGUUCCUGAACUUUGGAAUUUCAAAGAAGGAAGAAAAGCCACUGUCAAAGAAGUUAUUACCUUUUCUCUUUUGAAUAUGAAAAAACUAAAGCGCAAGAGAGCUGUCUGGUGAAAUGUUUAAGGCUUGUAAUUAUAAUUAAUUAUUAUAGAGAAAUUUAGCUUAGUAUGCUUAAAUGUAAAGCAUGAUUUUUAAUAUAUCACCUAAUUAGAAAUAGGGUAUCUAUAUUUUUAAUAUUUUUUUUUCCAAAA
Messenger RNA from Cannabis sativa, 2220 nucleotides. RefSeq names its product factor of DNA methylation 1. NCBI's taxonomy places the organism in Eukaryota, Viridiplantae, Streptophyta, Magnoliopsida, Rosales, Cannabaceae. The transcript is spliced from 7 exons. Gene Ontology annotation, biological process: gene silencing by siRNA-directed DNA methylation. The record is from RefSeq and is a predicted model, not a curated record. Bases 170 to 2083 code for a protein of 637 amino acids.